AUGGGUAAAGCCGCCGGUACAUCAAUACAGCCCCGCCGUAGGCCCCGUCGUCUUGUGCAGCGGGCUGGGGCCGAGGCCCCCGCUGCUUUAGCAGCCCUAAUCCCUACUGAUUCCAGGUGGGGAGAUUACCGUAGUUUAUACUACAUAGAAGAGGGAGAAACGAAAUUGCGCCCACGGGCUACACCACAUAGAAGUUGGACUCUUGUAGCUGAAGUAUGUUGGCAGGCACAAGGUUGCGGGGGGCCGGAGGCCCCCAUACCAAAGGCCAAGAUGAGCGCUUCUAAACAGGGGGCUAAUAAUCCUAUGCACGGUCGUGCCUCACAUAAUGCAAAGGCUGUUUACUUGUACGAGCUUAAAGCUAAGGCUCUGAUUGUUCUUCAAAGUUUUCCUAAUACGCUUUCUAAGCAAGUUACAUUAGGGGUUACCCUUGCUAACUUAGCACUUAGCCUUGUCCUUUGGGGGGAAUUUGACGGCAAUUCGGGGGAGUAUCAGUUUGUGCAGGAAUUGAGUUAUGUAACGGAGUGGCAGAUUAAAUUAGGGGUCGAUGGUCUCUCACUCUUGUUCGUAAUACUUACUUGCUUUAUCAUCCCUUGUUCUAUUCUAGCUUCUUGGGCUUUACCCACUCCAAGAACUUACCACGAAUUAUUGCAAUCUUGGCCCCUGAUCGAAGUCGUAAGGGUCCGUUUGAGGGGCAUCCCUACUCUACUUGAUAUCCCGAGAACCUCACAUUACCUAAUGGGGCUACUUCUGGUUGAUCGCAACAAGGUCAGAGCCAGUUACCUUUUGUUCUUAUACACCCUAUCUGGUUCCCUCUUUAUGUUACUAGCUAUCUUAAGCAUAUAUAUGGCAGCAGGGACUACUGAUUAUCUGCUGCUAACUACUGGUGAGUUCACCUCUUCUGUUCAAUAUGCUCUCUGGUUAGGUGUUUUCCUAGCUUUAGCAAUCAAAUCCCCUAUCAUCCCUCUUCACAUUUGGCUGCCUCUCGCUCACAGUGAAGCUCCCUUAGCUGGGUCCAUUUUAUUAGCAGGGAUAGUCUUAAAAAUGGCUACUUACGGCUUCUUGCGUAUCUUGGUCACUCUUCUUCCAGAGGCCUCUGAGUUCUUCACUCCUUUAGUUUACACUCUAUGUCUUAUCAGUAUUCUUUACUCUUGUUUAAGUACUCUUCGACAAAGCAACUUAAAAAGUAUCAUUGCUUACAGUAGUAUAGGACACAUGGCUAUUGCUAUAUUGGGGGUUUUCUCUAAUACAACAUUAGGCAUCGAAGGUGGCCUUUUACUUGGUUUUGCCCACGGGCUAGUAAGCCCUGCUCUGUUUGUUUGCGUUGGUAUCAUUUAUGAACGCUGGCACACAUUGAUAAUCCUGUAUUUCCGAGGUCUAACAACGAUUAUGCCACUCUUUGCCCUUCUUUUCUUUAUCUUCUGCUUGGCUAACAUGGGAGUACCGUUGACUGCCAACUUUUUAGGGGAGUUCUUAUCUUUAACUGGGGGGUUUAACCGAAACCCCGUCUUAGUCGGGUUAGCUGCUUCCUCAAUGGUGCUUGUUGCUGGUUAUUCUAUCUGGCUCUAUAAUAGAGUGUGUUUCGGGUCUUUAUCGCCUUAUCUUCGUGCUACAUUGG
Molecule: messenger RNA, 1615 nt
Organism: Racocetra persica
Lineage: Eukaryota; Fungi; Glomeromycota; Glomeromycetes; Diversisporales; Gigasporaceae
Source: the annotation of a GenBank genome assembly